ACAUUAACGCUGCAGAAAGCUAGCUGCUAACUUCAUACAAUCUGAAUCCCGAAAUACGUAGACUUGUGUACAAAGUAAUGGAUUAAAGUUACAGAGUGUUUUACCUGUGUAGAAGCGAGCCAAAAUAUAGUAUGCAAUGAAAUAAGGGAUGGAGGAGAGCAUCGACCGGUCGACCACCAUCAAUAUCAAGUCUACGUUUUAUUCAAUUUGGUACAACUACAAGGAUAUGGGCCACUGUGAAUAAAAAACUGUGCUUUUUGGAAUACAGAAAAACAGUGUUGAUACCAAUUGAAGAAAAUACUUGCAUAGAUCUACGUCGUUACUUUAAGUUUUCGUUGCCUGAUCGAGAGGACCCCCGUGCCCCGUGGAUUGAGCUUCGACCCGACCUGUGGCUGUGCCGUCUGCCGAGCCUGCGCCUGUGUGGUGGCCCGAAUUCACCGGCCCAUUGACAUCCUAUUGCGGAAUUUGGAAGACGUAUUUUUGGAUCUUGAAUGUUAUUUUCAGUUUGAGAUAAGUUGCAACGAACCCGAGUCAAAAUGCCUAGUAGAGCAGAAGAUAUUUUAAAAGGUUUCAAAGUAAAUUGGAUGAACCUUCGAGAUGCAGAUUCAGGCAAAAUCAUGUGGCAAGGUCAUGAUGAUUUAUCAGCGCCAGAUGGUGAGCACGAAGCCAGAGUGCCUAAGAAGAUCUUGAAAUGCAAAGCCAUCUCACGUGAAGUCAACUUCUCCUCCAUGGAGCCCAUGCAUCAAUUCCGCCUAGAACAGAGAGUACUAUUUAAAGGACGCUGCUUAGAAGAAUGGUAUUUUGAAUUUGGCUUUGUAAUACCGAACUCAACAAACACAUGGCAGUCGACGAUUGAAGCCGCAGCAGAAGGACAAAUGAUGCCUGCCUCAGUACUCAGUGGCAACGUUGUAAUCGAAACAAAAUUCUACGACGAAGAACUCCUCGUAAGUACAUCCAGAGUAAGGCUAUACUACGUCUGACAUUUUGUCCAAGCUCAGACGCUCGCCGCAUCAUCAACACCGCGAACGAAGAGACAUGACAUUAUCAAACCUAUGUAAUUAAAUAUUUUCACAUUUGAUUGUAAAUAUAUAUAUUAAUACCUUGAAAAAAAUAACUAUUGACAAGAGUAAUGCUUUUACAUUCUCUCUUCGUUAUGAUGUAUGAAUAUUUUUUUCUGUUUGUCCUUUUUGUAUUAAAUGUGGCUUUGUUGAUUACAUGUUAAAUGAAAGAGACAUAUGACAGUAGGAAAUGAGAUAUGUGCUUUGGUUUAAAGGACAAGUACACCCCAAUUAAAAGUUGAUUUGAAUAAAAAUAGAAAAAUCCCACAAACAUAA
This is a messenger RNA of Lytechinus variegatus (green sea urchin), 1334 nucleotides long. RefSeq names its product retinal rod rhodopsin-sensitive cGMP 3',5'-cyclic phosphodiesterase subunit delta-like (gene pde6d). Gene Ontology annotation, cellular component: cytoplasm. The transcript is spliced from 5 exons. Bases 537 to 980 code for a protein of 147 amino acids. Lineage: Eukaryota; Metazoa; Echinodermata; Echinoidea; Temnopleuroida; Toxopneustidae. The record is from RefSeq and is a predicted model, not a curated record. Gene Ontology annotation, biological process: sensory perception of light stimulus.